Molecule: messenger RNA, 2579 nt
Organism: Hevea brasiliensis (rubber tree)
Lineage: Eukaryota; Viridiplantae; Streptophyta; Magnoliopsida; Malpighiales; Euphorbiaceae
Product: receptor-like protein EIX2
Exons: 2
Coding region: 103-2439 (778 amino acids)
Molecular function (GO): protein binding
Source: RefSeq, a predicted model, not a curated record
UAAAUAGACUUCUGGGAAAUUUCUUAAAGCAAUUUUUCUAUGUUGUUGGUUUUCCUUGAAAUUAAUGUGGCCAAUAUUUAUCAAAUAAAUAUUAAAUAACAUAUGAAAUCUGAUAAAUCAAUAACAAUCCAUGUUUUUUCGAGGAAGAUUACCCGAAAUAUUUGUGCUGCAAUAAAAAGCCUUGGAUUUCCAGUUAUUGUGCAGAAAAUUAAGUCAUUGGCAGACAAGAAUCCAACCAUGAGGAUCGUAAUUCUCUACUUAGCUUUGCCGGCUUUUCUGUUAUUUCUCAACUGUGAAGGGUGCAAUGAAGAAGAAAGAGACGCUCUCUUCCAAAUAAAAAACUCAAUAAACAGCCCAGUGGGAACUGCUUUCUCGAGCUGGUAUGGACAAGACUGUUGCCAGUGGGAGGGUGUAGAAUGCGAUGAAUCAAAUUCUCGUGUCAUCCGGAUCAUUUUCCAGUAUCUCAGGACGGCACAGGAAUUAAAGUCUGAAGCAUGGUAUCCAAAUGCAACCUUAUUCACUCAGUUCAAAGACUUGCAAGAACUCUAUCUCCCAGGGAAUCGAAUUGGCGGAUUCAUAUCAUCUAAUGCACUGUACAAACUCAAGCACCUGCAAAAGUUGGAUCUCCAGGACAAUGUGAUUGAUAACAGUUCUCUCUGCUGGGGAAAUAUACCUACUCUUCACUACGUCAAUCUGUCAAGAAAUAAACUACAAGGUUAUAUUCCACAGUGCCUUUGUGACAGUCAGUCUAUGACUGAGCUAAUUCUUUCUCACAACGAACUGGAAGGAAACAUCGAUGGGUGCCUCAGUAAUAUGACUUCUCUAAAACAUCUAUCUCUGUCUGAUAACAGCUUCUAUGGAACAUUUCCUUCGUUACUGUUUCACAACCUGACAAAUAUCGAAUCUUUGGACAUCUCGAAUAAUCGGUUCAAAGAUGUGAUUUCAUUCUCUAUUUUUGCCAAUCUAUCGAAACUCCUUUAUCUUGACAUUUCAUAUAAUCCUGAUUUAGAAAUUGAAACAGAGUCUCCAUCGUGGUCUCCAUCUUUCAGCCUAAAUCAGCUUGGACUAGGCGGGUGUAACCUCAAUAGGCGAAGUGGUAGAAAUAUUCCCAGCUUCUUAUCCAUGCAGAACCAUUUGCAAUCCCUAGACUUGUCUUAUAAUUCACUUUUUGGGAGCUUUCCUUCGUGGCUGCCCUACAAUAUUUCUUCAGAAUUGUGGAUAAGAGGCAACAAUUUGAGCGGUCCAUUUCCCAAAAUCGGAAGAAACAUGAGCUCGCAGUUAGCUACGCUAGACAUCUCUGACAAUAAUCUAUUUGGGCUAUUUCCUGCAGAUAUCAGAUCUUAUUUUCCCCAUCUUGCACGCCUAAAUGUCUCCCACAAUAUGUUCGAUGGCACCAUCCAAUCUAUUGGUGAAUUGAGUCAACUUCGAUAUCUGGACUUGUCAAAUAAUAAUUUUCAAGGAGGGAUACCCCAUGAAAUAAUGAGCAAUUCGACAUAUCUGGAAUAUUUGAGUUUAUCCAGGAACAACUUGCAAGGGAAAGCACUUCCUAGGAAUUCCAGUCUGCCUAACUUGAAAUGGCUAUAUCUCGACAGAAAUGGCUUCACGGGAUCAUUUCCAGACGGCGUAUCAAAAUUUUCUUCCUUACUAUUUCUUGAAAUUCACCAUAAUGAUUUGUCAGGUGAUCUUUCGAUAAGCUUUCCUGUUCUUGCUCAAUUAAGAGGGCUUAGUCUUAGAAGGAACCGUUUGAAAGGGAGCAUCCCCCUCCAGUUGUGCCAAAUGAAACAUUUGCAUGUUUUAGAUCUUUCAGAAAAUGAUCUCUCAGGUGAGAUUCCCACUUGCCUCGACAACAUUACUUCUUUGACAGAAGAAUCUUCUAGCACUGAUUUCAAUCUAAGAGGUUCUUCAUCUUUCGUUGAUUUGACGAUAAGAGGUUCAUUAUACUGCUAUAGGGGAUCGAUACUCAACUACUUGUAUGCAAUAGACUUUUCUAGGAACAAAUUGACAGGAACAAUUCCCAUACAAGUAGCGGAGUUGAAAAUGAUCAGAUUCUUAAACAUGUCUAAUAACCUGCUCACUGGACAAAUUCCGGCAUCUCUGGGUAAAUUAAAAAUCCUGGAGAGGUUAGAUCUUUCCCAUAAUGCGUUCUUUGGUAACAUACCUAGCGAGCUCAUAGUUUUGGACUUUCUUGAAGUUUUUAAUGUUUCUUUCAAUAAUCUGACUGGGCCAACACCACUAGUGGCACAAUUCAGCACAUUUGAUGAUUCCAGCUAUCUGGGCAAUCCCAACCUUUGUGGUCCGCUAUUAAAGAAAGAAUGCAAUAUGUCGGUAGAGAAGUCCCAAGGGAAAAGAAGCAAGAAAACGUUGGCAGAAAUCAUGGAAAGCUCAAUUUUGAUAUUUGUGGUACACAUUUUUCUGCUUUGCUUGGUUCAAAAAGAAUGAUGCUCUGUUUAUUGCUAUUUGCUGAAUGAUUUAUCUGUGGGACAAUCAUUCUCGUUUCGACUCAACAGAAAUUUCAGUUCAGUUUAAUAUCUUCUUCUUCUAAAUUUUCAUGGUCCCAAUCAAUAGUUUAUUUUGCUCUC